CAUUGCUGAUCUUGCUUGCCGUUGUGGCCGCUACCGCGAUCAUCGUGGCCAUCAGUGUGGUUGUAGUGUUGUACCACAAAAGGAACAAGAGGAAGAAGAACAGGGAGCUCAGCGACGCCGGGUCAAGCGGUGGAACCCGUCACCGGAGCAGAGCAUGCACGAGGUCCAGGCGAAGAUCGAGGCGCUGUCCAAGCUGCAGCACCCGCACCUUGUCUCCCUCAUUGGCUUUUGUCUGUUUAAGAAGGAGAUGAUCCUCGUGUGGGAAUACAUGGAGCACGGCACGCUUCGGGAGCACCUGUACAACAACAGCGGCAAGCCGGUGCUAUCAUGUUCAUGGCGGCACCGCCUCCACAUGUGCAUCGGUGCCGCGCGGGGCUUGCACUACCUCCACACCGGCGGCAUCAUCCACCGGAACGUCAAGACCACCACCAUCCUCAUCGACAAGAAUUGGGUCGCCAAGGUGUCGGACUUCGGCUUCCCCAAGUCCGCCCUGACCAGGGCGAGCCAAAUGCACCUCAGCACCAGUCAUGUCAACGGGAGCUACGGAUACACUGACCCGGAGUAUUUUUGUCGGGAGCAGCUCACUGACAAGUCAGACGUCUACUCCUUCGGCGUCGUGCUCUUCGAGGUGCUUAUGGCAAGGACGGCGCUGAACCCGGCGCUGCCAAGUGACCAGGUCAGCCUCGCCAAUUACGCGCUUGCCUGCCAGCGGAACGGCACCCUGCCGGACGCCGUCGACCCGGUGAUCAAGGACGAGAUCACGCCAGAAUUCUUUGAUCUUGUCCUUGACAAGGAGGAAUCUGGCCCAAAAGUGAUGGACCAUUUCCUGGGACUGCUAUCUGAUGUGGGUAAGAUCGCUUGUAUCUGGGUGGGCGGGUGGAUUUAA
Aegilops tauschii subsp. strangulata is the source of this 886-nucleotide messenger RNA. Its product is annotated as receptor-like protein kinase FERONIA. Gene Ontology annotation, cellular component: plasma membrane; plasmodesma. Gene Ontology annotation, molecular function: transmembrane receptor protein tyrosine kinase activity; ATP binding. NCBI's taxonomy places the organism in Eukaryota, Viridiplantae, Streptophyta, Magnoliopsida, Poales, Poaceae. Gene Ontology annotation, biological process: protein autophosphorylation. The record is from RefSeq and is a predicted model, not a curated record.